GGGGGCUCCCCUAGACCCACUCGCUCUUGGCAACCGCGCCCGGGAAUCCCGGCCCCCGCGGCCAGGGGCUGUCGGGGGUUCGCGGGGCCUCCUGCCGCUCACUACCCCAUUAGAGCUUGGGGACCCUGCCUCCCUUCUCUUCCCAGCUGGGGCUAGGGCUUCGGAUCCCUCGGAGUGCGGGAGUUUGGGGGGUCAGCGCAAGGGGGGCGCAGAGGGUGAGUCGCCCCCCCAGGUGGACCCACGGGCUGGGCGCCCCCCAUCUCGGAAUUAGGAGUCCCCCUCCCCCUUCUCCCCGGAGUCCUCCUCCCACGAGCAUCGUGGGGGCUUCCCGACCCUGCGGGAGGACUCCCCGGGCUGGGCGAGGCAAAGCCCCCAAACAGAGGCCAGGGUGUGGCCCCCACCCUUAGCCCACAGACUCAGCCCUCCUGCACGGCCCGCACGGCCCCCCUCGGGGCUGAGUCCAGGCUCCCGGCCCAGCGCUCUGGGCGGCCGCCUCCCCGGCCUGAGCAAGUCGCUCUCCAGCAGGCCUGCUCCGCGGUGCGGUGCCGAGCCAGGUGCCCAUUCCAGCCCAGGGGGAUCCUCGAGGGAGACCCCGUCAGGCUCAGCCCUGGGCUGCUCCCUGUAAACAAGGUUCCCCAGCAGGCUCUGGGCCGCCCUGCAAGGCACUUUGCCUCUGUGAACCUCAGUCUCCUUAUCUGUGAGAUGGUGAAUAAGAGCCGUUACCGUGCCGCGUUGCCAGGAGGAUUCAGUGAGUGGGUGAUGCUUAGCACGGCUCCCUGCACACGAUCCUUGAUGUUAGAGGGAAAUCGCUGGCCUAGGGGGUCAGAGGUUUCCCUGGCAAACUCUUGGUGAGGCUGGCCUUGAACAAUGAAUAACCACAAGACUAACAGCGGCGGGCACCGACCGAGCACUUUCGAGCCCCGUGCUUCCCUUGCCACAUCUGCUUGAAUCCUUGCAACAACCCCGUGAGUUACCUCCUCUUAUUAUUCCCGUUUCACAGAUGAGGAAACUGAGGCUCAGAGAGGUCACAUGGCUUGCCCGAGGCCCCUCAGCCAGUAAGUGCUGGAACCGGGAUGCGCACUGGCACCUGAGAUGCUGUACUGACCAUGGCCUUCUCAGAGCAGGAUUGUGACGGGGCUGACCAGGGGGACGGUGGUCCUGGCUGAGGGCACUGCUCAGGCAAAGGUGUGACCCGACAUCCCUGCCCCCUGGGCUACCUGGAGGACGCUGGCCCCUGCCCCUCAGCAGACGCCGAAGAGAGAUGAGUAGCAGCAGACUCCAACAGUGCCAGUGAGGUCUUCCAUUACGGCUCCCUGCGGGGCCGCGCCCGCCGGCCCGUCAACUUCAAGAAGUGGAGUAUGACCGAAGGCUACGUCCCCCUUCUCGGCAACAAGACGCUGCCCUCCCGGUGCCGCCAGUGCGUGAUUGUCACCAGCUCUAGCCACCUGCUGGGCACCAAGCUGGGCCCCGAGAUCGAGCGGGCCGAGUGCACAAUCCGCAUGAACGAUGCGCCCACCACGGGCUACUCAGCUGACGUGGGCAACAAGACCACCUUCCGCGUGGUGGCCCAUUCCAGCGUAUUCCGUGUGCUGCGGAGGCCCCAGGAGUUCGUCAACCGGACCCCCGAAACCGUGUUCAUCUUCUGGGGCCCCCCGAACAGGAUGCAGAAGCCCCAGGGCAGCCUCGUGCACGUCAUUCAGCGGGCAGGCCUGGCGUUCCCCAACAUGGAGGCCUAUGCCGUCUCUCCCAGCCGCAUGCGCCAAUUUGACGACCUCUUCCGGGGUGAGACGGGCAAGGACAGGGAAAAGUCCCAUUCGUGGUUGAGCACAGGCUGGUUCACCAUAGUGAUUGCGGUGGAGUUGUGUGACCACGUGCACGUCUAUGGCAUGGUCCCCCCCGACUACUGCAGCGGCCCCGCCUGCAGCACAUGCCCUACCACUACUACGAGCCCAAGGGCCCGGACGAGUGCGUCACCUACAUCCAGAAUGAGCACAGCCGCAAGGGCAACCACCACCGCUUCAUCACCGAGAAGAGGGUCUUCUCGUCGUGGGCCCAGCUGUACGGAAUCACCUUCUCCCACCCGUCCUGGACCUAGGCCGCCUGCUGGGGGGAGGGGUCCCUCACAGGGGACACGGGAGGAGGGUUUCUCCGCCCAGCCACUUGGCUGAUGGCCAGCUCCUGGCCAAUCAAGGCUGGCCGCAGUAUCUCCUGGCCAAUCAGGGUUGGCCAGUGUGUCUUCUGGCCAAUCAGGACCUUGAAGAGGGUGUAUCCUCCAGCCAAUCAGGGCCUGGGGGUAUUUCUUGGCCAAUCAGGGAUUUGGGCUUCUGUGUGGUUAAUCAGGGGUGUCAGGGGUAUUUCUUGUCCAUUCAGGGUCUGAGCAGUCAAUCAGGGUAUUUCUGAGUAAUCUGAGGCUAAGGCCAUGUCCUUUCCCAUGAGGCCUUGGUUCAGAGCCCCGAUGGACCUCAAAUCACUUCCUAUUGGCUGGGACACUGGGGUCCUGUCCCAAGGAUCUGGGGGGAGCUGUGCGUUGCCCCCUUGCUUCCCAGAGCCAGAAAGAGAGGUUGCGUGGGGGUGAGAGCUGCCUGGAGGCCGGCCUGGGGCAUUUGUGGGGUUGUGGGGGAUCCCGGAGGCGGGAGGCUGCGGCUGGGUCUUGGCUCUGCCCUUACUGGCCUUAGACAAACUCCUUGCACGCUCUCUCGGCACACUUCUGCCUGUGUCAGGUUCUAACGUGGAGUCUGCGACCCCCUGCCACCUCCCCCACCCAUGGCUUGGGUCUGUCCGCCCUAAGGCUGGACCCCUCCAACCACCACCGCUUGCUGGGGGGCUCAGCUCCCUGGGGCUCCGGGGUUCCUUUCCCUACCUUCUCCUGGAAAGUAAACAGUAUUUUUGCGCAAACUCCCCCAGGGUUUGGGGGAUGCUGGUAGGAAAGGGACAAACCUUCAGCUGUUCUCUCAGCCCCUCCACCCAAGCUGCCAUAAGCUUGGCUCUUAAAGAGCCAGGCCCCCUUUUCUGCCAUCUGACAGGCUUUCCACCUGUUGGAGGAGCCUGUGGGGCUGAGAAAGGGGGAUCCCAGCCAAACUGGGGUUGCAUGCAGCCCCUUUGACUGCAGCUGCUGGAGUCGUCCAAGGGUCUCCCCCCAGCUGGGACUGGGAAGGCUCUAGGGGGCUGGGAGGUGUCUUGCCUGGGUUCUGUCCCCUCACUCUACACCAGGCACUUUAUUGCUUGGCCUCAGUGGGGUGGGUUUGCUCCCUGCUCUUUCAGAGUCUGGAAGGGAAGGCUGAACGGCUUCCUGGAGGAGGCUGUGGAGUGGGAGGGGUCAGGUGGAGGAGGAGGAGGCCAGCAGCGAGCCAUUGCACAUUGGGAUGGAGGGGUCGGGGGCUGGCAACUACCCCAUACUUGGUUUUGUAAUGAUUUGUACAGGAAUAAAUGCACCUAAACUCCU
Molecule: messenger RNA, 3442 nt
Organism: Diceros bicornis minor
Lineage: Eukaryota; Metazoa; Chordata; Mammalia; Perissodactyla; Rhinocerotidae
Gene: ST6GALNAC6
Product: ST6 N-acetylgalactosaminide alpha-2,6-sialyltransferase 6
Exons: 6
Coding region: 1359-2168 (269 amino acids)
Biological process (GO): oligosaccharide metabolic process; ganglioside biosynthetic process
Molecular function (GO): alpha-N-acetylgalactosaminide alpha-2,6-sialyltransferase activity
Source: RefSeq, a predicted model, not a curated record